Molecule: messenger RNA, 7497 nt
Organism: Mizuhopecten yessoensis (Yesso scallop)
Lineage: Eukaryota; Metazoa; Mollusca; Bivalvia; Pectinida; Pectinidae
Product: ral GTPase-activating protein subunit alpha-1-like
Exons: 48
Coding region: 75-6098 (2007 amino acids)
Biological process (GO): regulation of small GTPase mediated signal transduction; positive regulation of GTPase activity
Cellular component (GO): cytoplasm; nucleus
Molecular function (GO): GTPase activator activity
Source: RefSeq, a predicted model, not a curated record
ACACAGCGCCAUUUGUCAGAGGUUGUGCAGACGAAAUGAUGAGCAUGACCGGACAGUUCUUCAAAACAACCUAAAUGUCUUCGGCCCUGGCUAUGUUUAGGAAAGCUCCUAGUCAUGGUGAUAUUAGGAAAUCAGCACAGAAAGUUUCUGACCCGAAAAAAGACACUCCGACACGACUGAAGCAUCUUCGCCAGGUGCUCGAAAAUUAUGAAGUUCCUGAUGCCAAAUCUUUCUUUGAAGCCAACUAUUCACAUAUCUACUUUAUCUUCAAUGACAACUUUGCUACAGUUGAAGCAGAUUUAAAACAAAGAGCUAACAAGGCACACAGAGAAGAAUUGGACAGCAUUCUUCAAAUAUUUGAGAAAAUUUUACUCCUGUUGCCAGAGUUAGUACAUAAGAGAUGGAUGUUCCACAGUAUAGGUCGUAUUAUGAAAAAAUUACUUCAUCCAAGCAAUGGUCUGAAGACAAGAAAAGAUGGUAUGCGUCUGUUUAUAAUAUGGUACCAGAUAUUACAAGGGAAUGCGUCGGAGGAAUGCCAUAGAAUUUUUCUACAGCUUGUGCCUGGUUUGGGGGACGGAGUACAGCAGGAAUUGCUCAGCAGUCGUAACAGCACUUCUGAACCCAUGGACUGGCCAGACUGUGGCGGGUUGAUAGCCGCUGGAGAAAUCACACCAAUCUUACCGGCUAGUGGGGAAAAGUUGCCCGAUAACAUCACCAAGCAUUUCUUUGACUGCCUUCUUCACGAUAUGGUAUCGGAGAUUACUAAAGUUGUAUGGUUGAACAAGGAGAUGCAGGAGGCUAGCUUUAUAUUCUUAUUUAACAAAUUUAAAACCACAUACCUUACAUGGCUGCUCCCCGACUUUGACAGAAGUAGCAGCAUCUAUGAUCCUGUCUUAGAAAUGCCAGAAAAGCGUAAGAUGCAGGAUAUGAAAAGUAAAGACCUGCCUGUCAAUGUGGCCGAAUGUCGUUACUCCUACAUCAAGUGGCUGGCACUGUUUCUCGUCGUCUCCAAUAAACCAGAACAGCAGACAGACAAUGAGGUUGGCUGUACUGUCGGGGAGACGGGGGGGGCAGAAGAUGACCAGAAGGACGUAGCUGAUCACAAAGUGACCGCUGGUGAACACAUGCCGGGCAGUAAUGCCAGCACUCUGUCAACUGUGUCUCACAGUUCCGAACAGGACUCGGCAAACUCCAGCCUCUGUUACGAGGAUGUUGACAAUGACAACAGUAUAGUAAGAUCUGUUCUCUUCUCAACACGGGAGAACGUCAACAUUGUCCACGAGUCCUUCAGGCAGGCCUUGCUCUUUUCUUUUCAACAUGCGAAAGCAAUCAAAACUGUGAUAGGAGUUUACAAGGACUGGUUUCAGCAUGCAGAUCAAAAGCCUAUCUUCAUGCAGGAACCAUGUGAGAAUGGGACGGUGACGAGUCAGCGAGACACGCCCGAAUUCCAUCACAGUCUCUCUGACAUCAUGGAGGAGGAGGGUUCAUCUGAUGAGUCUGUUCCGUAUACAGGGAUCCGUCAACUCAUCAGCCUAGAUCCCACCACCGACAAGUCGAAGAUCCGUAAUGCGUCCUACCUAGGAGCUAUCCAGGAGUUGGCAGACGGCGGCGACCACAGUCAAUAUGACAUCCGCGCUGGUAUUCAGAAGGUGCUACAGGUGUUCAUUACCAAUGCCGCAAACAUCUUCCUGUUACAGACUGACGAGGAAAACAUGCUCACAGAACAGGUUGAUCUCUGUAAGAGGGUUUUAAACAUCUACAGAUUUUUGGUUAUGAAUAUCAAGAUGGAACAAAAGACUUGGGAGAAGAUGCUACAGGUGUUGUUGUGUGUCACAUCUGGUGUGCUACAUCAAAUACCUAGUGACCAGAAAUGGAAAUUCCUUGGUGGCCGAUUGGCACAGACAGUAUUUCAGACAUUGAUUGUGACGUGGAUCAAGGCGAAUCUCAAUGUGUUUGUAUCAACGGAGCUGUGGGACGAGUUUCUUCAGGUGUUGUCCUCACUGACCUCCUGGCCAGAACUGAUCCAGGAGUGGGCGAAAACAAUGGAGAUCCUGACGCGAGUACUGGCACGACAGGUGUACAACCUUGACCUCCAUGACCUUCCUCUACAGAGGCUGAGUGAGCAGAAAGCGAAGAGGAAGAGAGGCCGUAGUCAGGAUAUUCCCAAGUCAAAGAAUACAGAUAAAAGUUUCUCAAAGAGCUGGAGUAAGAACGAGCCCCAGGGAGCUGGUGUGGAUAAGUCGCCUUCUGCUACUCUGGGCGGAUUUGAGCGUGGGAAGUACAAGAGUGAUGGAGCAGGUGGAGGACGUGCAAGGCCUGACCUGAACAAACAGAGGUCUUUAAGUGGCGAGCCGUCACCCUCCCAUUCCCGCACCCCCUCAAACGCCUCGGACACCGUGCUCUACACUCGUAGCAGUAGUGAAGGCAACCUCGCUGAAGCCAGCGAUCUUGUGGAGCGACUCAAAGGUAUUGAUAUAGAUAGUGUUGCUAACCAGAAAAGCCUGGAUGGCUACCCAGCAUGUAACAUAACCAUAUCAGUAUCCGCCUAUAAGAUAUCGGAUAGCAUAGGAGCUGCCACGCCUGAGGAUCAGGAGGUAGCAGAGAUCACUCUAGCGUCUAGUCUACCGAGCGCCCAUGACAUGGAGUACAGUGUGGAGAGUGCAAGUCUGGAUAGAUCUGACGACACAGCUUUUAGGUAUUCACGUACACCUUCGCCGUUGUCUCUCCACUCCAAGUCGCGGUCGCCCUCUCCCUGUAGCGAGCUGACAGUGGAGGGGAUUACCAACCACAAAGACUGCCCCACCCCUGACCGCGACAGUCUCCACAUAGAGAUGGUGGCCACAGAGGAAAUCCCUAUAGGUAAAGAGUCAAUGGAGGACAUGAAGAGUGUAUUGGCUGGAGGGGCUGUGAUUGGCUGGACACCAGACGUGGCCGUGGUGAUGUGGAGGCGGAUGCUGGGGUCUCUAGGCAACAUCAACCAAAUAGAGGACGGCGAAAACCACGCAAUUGUCUACGAGGAGCUCAGCUUCCUACUAGAAACUCUGUAUAAGAUGCGGGAUAACCUUGGAGUGACUGUGGACAAUAUGAGCUCCCCGUCUCCGCCGGAACUCCUCCCACCCAUACACCUGUACGCACCCUGGCUGUUUGAGUGUCUGACCCUGUCCAACAAGUACAAGCGUGGCAAGUUGUUGGCGUACCAGCUCAUGUGUCAGAUGGUGGUCCAGCGCCACCCAGUGUCACUGCCUUCUGAACUUGUCUCACAGUUCUAUCUGGCUCUCCAUCAAGGCCUCACCUCCAAUGACCAGGACAUCAUCAAUGUAUUGGUUCGAAAUGCUGGAGCCCGCUUUUUCUCCAUGCCGUUGUUAGGGUCGACACUACUCAUCAGCGACUUCAUCCAUGCAGCAGGGGCAGUCCUGUCAGCAGUAGAUAUCACAGAGACCCCUCGUACUGAAGCUGUGUCGGUGCUUGGAGCUCUCCUGUGUUUCCCAAACCACCUACAGGAGGUCCAGGUACUGCAGAACACCAAUCUUUCUGUGAGCUGUUUACAUCUGAAUGAGUUUAAGGAACAAGUUAUCAACACUUUACUGAGGACAGGAAAGAAAGAGCCAGCUGGACUGGCCAGAUGUGUUGCUGUCAGUACAAUAGGUAUAUUUCUGUACGAGGAGUUGAGCCAUGGAACACUACACCCCAAACUCAAUGAGGCUGUCACUGUCCUGCUGGGUACUCUAAGGUGUAUAAAUCGGAUGGUUUCCAAGCUGGCCUCAGACAUGUUGUGUAUGCUGUGCGACCACUCAGACAAACUCCUCAGCUAUGAUCCAGCUCUGCCAAAACGUAUUAUAGAGGUCAUAGCAGCAACUGUGUCCACUCUCAUACCGGUAUCAAAGGGGACUAACUCAGAGGAGGAGAAAAAGCUGAUCAUGUCGAUGAUGUUCUGUAUGGCGGAGUGGUGUCUGCGGAUGCCUAUACACCUCCUGCUGGAGACCACGGACACUGACAAGGGAUGUGUUUACAAAGUCUUUGAGGUACUGAACACAGCAGUGCGUGGCCACACACAGGAGUCACUACUACAGGCCAGACAACUCCUAGCUGGUAUGAUCCAGGAUUCUGACUUUGAGUUCCUUAGGGACAUGUCAGGUUUCCUACGUAAGGCGAGCACGGAGUCCAUCAACUCUCAAACGGGGGCCCACUCCGGGGAACAGAACCACGAUAAGAAUACCAACAUGGAGCCAGUAGAACUGGCCGCCAGAACGUUGAUUGGCCACCUUGUAAACCACCUGUGUCACUUCCCUAUGGGAGCGGGGGCAGCACGGCUCAACAGCAACAUUCAGGAGCACCAUGAUAAUGACCAGUGUGAGAUAGACGACCUCAAACAGGAAAUCUUCUUUGCUUCAAACAUUCAGUUUUUUGUGCUGAAUCAGAAGACACUGAUAUCCUUCAUAGAGUUGCCUGCUCAGUUGGAUGUGCCAGGUGGAGGAGUGACCGCCGGCCUGACCACAGCUAGGAGUGUAGGACGAGUGUUACUGAGGGAUUUGACAGGGAAGUACUCUUGGGAGAGCUCGGUACUCUACGCCCCACCCUGGUGUCAACAGGGAUCCUCAACACACAAUGCAAAAAUAUUACUAGAGCUGCUGAAUGAUGGAAGCCUGGAGCCCCUUAUUAUACAAGAGGAUCUGGAGGCCCUGCCCAUAGCCAGCAGCUCAGUGGUGGAGCGUCUCGUCAAUGAGAUUCCUCACUACCGCUCAACAUCCCAGGGUCAGGAUAACCUCAAUGAUAUGUUGAGGUACAUUGGUUGUGCAAGUCCCGAAUGUCUCCUCAUCCCUGGCGUUGCCCUGAACCUCGAGUCACCAGCUCCCGAGGGAUUCAGCGAGGAAGCAGAGACUAACAUGACCCAAAUGGUGAUUAAACAAAAGGAGGCGGAGUUGAACUUUUACAAUGAGCAUAAACGUGACACUAGACGAAAGGAAACAUUAAUUCAUAUGCUGGCCAAGUCACAGAUGCCGACAGAGAUCCAGGACCCUGUCUCGCCUUUCCAGAUCUGUCGCAUGUUGGUCGACCAACUUGGCCUAUUGGCCUGGGAGAAGAGGUGCCAUUUUGAUUUGUUGAAAAAGAGUGACAAGUUACUUCGGGAGAUGAAGCACUUAGAUAAUCAAAAAUGCCGAGAAACUCACAAGUUUGCAGUGAUUUAUGUGGCAGAGGGCCAAGAAGAUAAAAACUCCAUUCUUUCUAAUUCGGGUGGCAGCAAAGCAUUCGAGGAGUUUGUGUCGGGGCUUGGCUGGGAGAUUGAGUUGGAGACACACCAGGGAUUUAUAGGUGGCCUUCAGCAGAACAGGACAACUGGUGAUACAGCGCCCUACUAUGCCACCUCCUUGUGUGAGUGUAUAUUUCACGUGUCCACACGCAUGCCGUCGGGGACGGACGAUGCCAGACACAUAAAGAUGCGCCAUCUUGGGAAUGAUGAGGUUCACAUUGUGUGGACGGAACACAGUCGGGACUACAGGCGUGGAAUCAUACCCACUGAGUUUGGCGACGUCCUCAUCAUUAUAUAUCCCCUCACUAAUGGGCUUUACAGAGUCCAGAUCAACAAAAAACCUGAAAUACCUUUCUUCGGUCCCAUAUUUGACGGUGCAAUAUUGGAUCGUAAGGUGUUACCUGGUCUAGUCCGAGCUACUGCAAUCAAUGCCAGUCGUGUGAAACGUAGUCUGAUUCCCUUCUACCACUCAUUUUAUGAGGAACGUGCCAAAAAUUUUAACAUGGUGAUCCAGCACCAUGUAGAUCUGACCAUGUUUGAGGACUUCUCAGCUAGUGUCUUCUCACCCGUGCUGCCUCCUAACUCCACCAUUUCAGACCAGAGCCUUGACCUGCCUCCCAGUGCCAGUUCUAACUCCCUGGAGCUGACCCAGCUGGCCGGGCCAGAGCAGGUGUCGCCCCCUAGUGGUCGCCAGAGCAGAGGUAGUGACUCGGGAAUGUUCGAAAACAACAUGAUUGCUCGGACAGCCCGGCGGCUGUCUCUGAAAGGUCGGAAGUCCUCUUCGUCCAAAUCAUCGAGUGUGACUACACCACCGGAGAGCCCAAAUAUGCCGAAGAACAAGAAACAGUGACGUCUGGAGACCUUAGGAAUACUCUUCUACUUCUGUGAUAGCUAUCUUAUUUAUUAUUAUUGUGUGACUGGUCAGUAUUUGACCACUGGGACCUAGUGGUCAUUCUUUAAAGACUGACUGGUCAAGUUCUCGACCAAUGGAACAUAUACAGUGGUCACCAUGUAACAGAUUGGUCAUUCAAUGGAGCUUGGUAAUGUGAUUGGUCGGUUUGUGGCAUUUUACAAAUUCUGGUUCUAAGGACCAGUAAACAAUGAUAUUCAUAUGUCGAUUUUUAAUCAAUUUUGUGAGCAGUAAUAAUGAAUUGUUACACAUUAAUAUAUUUAGUGGAUAUUUAGCUUAACAUGUUCCUGUGUAUUGAGUCAUUCACGCAAAUGUCGACUGUAUAAUUAAAAUACAGGCAAGAGACCACCAUUAUUACAGGUUGAUUAUGUCCUGGAUACAGGCUGUAUUUACAAAGAGACACAAUCAAUUAUAUACAUCCCGUAUUUUACAUAUGACAUAGCAUUAGUGAAGAUAUUGCAAACUGUAGACUGUAGGUUUUAAUUGUUGAUUGACACAGUAAUACUGUAUGUUACAAUUGCCAACAUAUCAGAAUCUGGACCGUUGUCAACAUAUAAGAAUCUGGACCAUUGUCAACAUAUAAGAAUCUGGACCGUUGUCAACAUAUCAGAAUCUGGACCGUUGUCAACAUAUAAGAAUCUGGACCGUUGUCAACAUAUAAGAAUCUGGACCAUUGUCAACAGAUCAGAAUCUGGACCGUUGUCAACAUAUCAGAAUCUGGACCGUUGUCAACAGAUCAGAAUCUGGACAGUUGUCAACAUAACAGAAUCUGGACCGUUGUCAACAUAUCAUAAUCUGGACCGUUGUCAACAUAACAGAAUCUGGACUGUUGUCAACAUAUCAGGUUCUGGACUGUUGUCAACAUAUCAGGAUCUGGACUGUUGUCAACAUAUCUGGAUCUGGACUGUUGUCAACAUAUCAGGUUCUGGACCGUUGUCAACAUAUCAGGUUCUGGACUGUUGUCAACAUAUCAGGAUCUGUACUGUUGUCAACAUAUCAGGUUCUGGACCGUUGUCAACAUAUCAGGUUCUGGACUGUUGUCAACAUAUUAGAAUCUGGACUGUUGUCAACAUAUCAGAAUCUGGACCCUUGUCAACAUAUUAGAAUCUGGACUGUUGUCAACAUAUCAGUUUCUGGACUAUUGUCAACAUAUUAGAAUCUGGACUGUUGUCAACAUAUCGGGUUCUGGACUGUUGUCAACAUAUUAGAAUCUGGACUUUUGUCAACAUAUCAGAAUCUGGACCCUUGUCAACAUAUUAGAAUCUGGACUGUUGUCAACAUAUCGGGUUCUGGACUGUUGUCAACAUAUUAGAAUCUGGACUGUUGUCAACAUAUCAGA